Molecule: messenger RNA, 9117 nt
Organism: Symbiodinium natans
Lineage: Eukaryota; Dinophyceae; Suessiales; Symbiodiniaceae
Source: the annotation of a GenBank genome assembly
AUGCUUGCGUCUUUGAAGCAAAGCGAGGCUGCAUCUUCCGGCGCCGAUGGCGAAGGGGAGGUUUGGGGUGUGCAUCCUGAGCCACGGGAGGCCGGCGAUGUCACGCUGCAGUUCGGCGGUGCCCACCUCACCGAGAAGCCAGACGAUGAGAGCUUCGCGCAGGCUGCCUAUUCCUUCGGGCCCAGGGAGGUGCUCCACCGCUCGGAGCGUGCAUUGCGUGGACAGGUUCUGAGGGAGCUUAUCUCCCCGGCAGAAGUGUAUGUAUACUUGCAGUGCAUGGACCGUCGGAAGCCUGUUCGGAUUCCUUUGGCUUCCAUCUGGAGCGUCCAACAACCGGAGCCCACGCGCAAGGUCAGGAAGCGCCGAAAGGUGCUGGAGUGGCUGGUGCUCCGCAGUGCGAGGGACCGGCCAGCUGAGGUCGUGGCUCGGCAGGGGUCAUCUGCAGGCCUGUACAAUCCAGUGUACGGCUACCUGUGGGAUGAGGCGAUCCCCCUGACGCCAGGAGUCAAGGUAUCCUUCUUCUCCCUCCCGGGCCGGGGUGAUGCCACAACGGCUUCAGCUGUAUCUGUCGCGUCUCCAGCUUUCCGACGGUUGUCCAGCGGGAUAGUGCUGAGAACUGUGGCCCACCUCUUAGCCCGUAAAGCUUGCUUUGGCUUGCUGCGGUAUUGCUGCGCCGCAAGCUUGCAGGACUGGUUGUGCCAGAAGAGCGCUGGAUAUCCUCCUUCAAUGUUGGGCGCUGCCCUGAGCCUUGAAGAUUUCUCUUUGGUAGUCGUGCCCGGUCUUCAUGGUGUGGGAUUUGCUUUCCACUCCUCGCAUGAAUUUAGUGGUGCUUUCGCUCCCUCGAUGGCAACCGAGCUGGCAGCUGGUGCACGCCGGAAGUGCUUCAUGUGCCGCAUGUCGUGCCAGCCAGCUGAGGAUGCAUUUGCAGUCGGCCUAUGUGGGUUGACGCCGCUGCGACGUAGAUGGCAGGCGAAGAUCAGCAUCAGCAGAAACACUAUCUGGACGACUGCUUCUGCUACCGCUGUCGCAGUGUUGCGUGUUCGGGCGACACCCUGGCGUAAGAUCGUUCGAGUUUCUGCGAUCCGCAGGGGUUGCAGCUCUUCACCUGGGACCGAUGAGAAGACCAGUUGUAAUCAAAGGCAAUACGAAUGGGCAGAAGGUGUUCUGGAGGAGGUGCCAAUGAAGCCCGCGUACCUGGUAGAGAGAUUGGUGCCUGCUUUGCUACAGUUGAAGCCAGACAGUGAUCGUGCAGCUGCGUCGACUUCUGCUACGAAUCUGCUGGGCCAGAUUUCCUUGGAAGUAGCCCACAUCCUGACAUUGCCUGCACUUCAGAGGGGUGCUCGGCUGGAUGGUCUCAUGGACCUAAGCCCAAUCCUCAACAGCAAGUCGAAAGGUAGAGAGCAGAGGAGGCGUCUGCACCAAGCCUUGGACAACAUGGUUCGUUGGUUCCUUCAUGAUCCUGAAGCCUACUUGGAGGGCUUUGAACUAGACGCAGGCAUUGAGCAGCUCCGGAAGUUUGCGAAGGCAGCGGUGGCUCGGAAGAGGUCCUUGCGGAGACUGAGCCAAAGCAACGUUGCCUUCUCAACCCGACCACCAUCAAGCGCUUGUCCUAGUAAUGGAGAGGAGCCGGAUGUGGAUGCUGCGGCCGUGCAUGGCCUAAAGCAGUGGAGUAAGGCUUUUAAGCAGUGGUGUUUUGAUACGAUUGGGCACUAUUUUCUCCUAGAUGGCGAAAGAAGAGAGCGAUGGUUGACUGGUCGACGAGCUGAGCGCUCUCGUGUGAGCAUUUUGACCGGAGAGCUGCGCAGGGCCAUCGCUUGCAAACGCGCAGACGGACAGCUUCCGCUUGUCGAAGACAAGUUUGCCAGCUUGAUCCAGGAGCUCGCCAAGCAGGUCUUGAUAAACCGACCUCAGGUGUUGGACGUCGGCAGCUGUAACAAUUACUUUGGUAGGCUGCACGGCCAGACACUGGAAGUGACCGCAGUUGACAUGGCACCUGGCCAUCCCUCCGUCCUAUCUUGCAACUUCUUAGAAGUGCCUGUGUCACCUCCUGGCAGCGCCUUCGAGCUGGAAGAGUGUGAAACCUCGCGUGGCCUUGGGCCAACAAGCUACAAGGCAAAGAGCUUGCCGGCUGGUCAUUUCGACGUCGUGAUCAUGGCGCUGUUCUUCUCGAUUCUACCAGGCCCUGAAGAACGAGGCCUGGCCGCAGCCAAAGCGCGCCAACUUCUGCGGCAAGCCCCUGGCCGAGGUUUGCUGAUCAUUGCCGAUACCAAGGGCACGGUAGGACGUCACGCGGACCCAGAAGCACGCGGCAGUGCUUGGGUAGCAGCGGUUGAAGCCAAUGGCUUCCAGCUCGCAAGUGAUCCACAGCUGCAUCUGUCCAAAGAGCAUGUCAAGGGACGCCCUGGGUACUGGCAACGCGCCUUCUGCUGGUCCUUUCUCACAGCUCCUCUUGAAGGCCUUGGCCCGACAGCUAUCCCCCUUCUGUCAGACACGCGGCAGCCUCGCAGAAUCCCGCCCGAGCGAUUGCAAGCACAGCAAUUGCGACAGGCAAAGAAGGAAGCUCGGGCGCACAAGGCGCAGCUCCGAAAGCUCCUGGUCGAAGGCCCAAAGAGGCUCCGGCGGCCUUCAGUGACAAUCCAUGACAUCCCAGACGAGUUGGAAGAAAUCGAGGUCUCCAUUGGUUUGUCUGCUACUUCGGGUGGUGACUACGUGUCAUGGAGCCAGUCCAAAGCCCAAUCUUGUGAGAGCGACAGGGAGGUGAAGAAGCCACUGUUGCCUCCGCUGCCUCCAGUGCUCACAGUUUUAAGCAUCAACCGACGCUUUGUCGGCAGUGGUUGCUGCCUCUCAAGCGAAGUGUUUGAAGUUUUCGUCAUUGGCCUAGAUCGACGUGACGAGGACACGACUCUGGCCUGGCGGUCCCGGCUUGUACCUCUGGUCAAGGACCUCUGGGUUAGUGCCUUUGGUGACUUCGACAAUCGAAAGUCAUCCACGCCUGGCGCCGCUCGCGUCCGGAAGGUGGACCCUUCUGGGUCAGUGGAGAUCGAGUUCGUGGAGCCGCAGGAGGAUUUCUGCAUAGGAGGGUGCCAAACCCAGGCAUUGGCCUGCACUCAGUGCUCGCAGAAGCUCGGUGUUUCGCAGGAUGAAGUCCACACAAUACCCUUUGCCUGGAUAGAGGCCGUCUGGGUGGCCGAUGGAAAGAGCUACCUCAAGGACAAUCGCCUGUGUUUGCAAGACUUUGUUGCCACUGCCUUCAGGCUGUUGCAGAUCGAAGGCGACGAGGCCGUUCAGGCGACGCAUUCCCGGGAAGCGGAGGCUGCCAGGCUCCACGCAGCGCUCUCCUCACAGCAGAGCGAUUCUCGGGCCAACAGACUCGACCAGAUGCGACGCAUUGCCAUGGAUGCAUUGCUCAGUACCAGCGCUAACGACGGCAAAGAAGAGGUAGAAAUUCAGGAUGACGACGAUGAUGACCCUGCAGAUACCACCAACGACAUGGACAUGGAUGGUGGUUAUGCCCACGGGAAGAAGAUGCAACGACUCAGGCGGUUGCACCGGACUUUGUUCUUCGCAAGGCAGAUGCAGAUUCCAGAUUGGAUGCUGGUCCCUCCUCAGGACUUGGCUGAAAGCUGGCUAGUACUCGCAAAGCCGGAAGGUGACCGGUGCUUGCUGCUGUCAGAAGGUGGCCGGGUGCAGGUGCGACAAAAGAAUGGUCACAUCCUGGAGAAAUUCACUGACUCACGCUUUCCACGAGGCCUCACGAUUUUGGAUGCAGUGUGCAUAGAAGGGCCUCAGCCACAGAAGCCUGUCAGGGGUAAGAUGCAAGAGGAUUCCGGCCUUGGGCCUGAGAUUCAGGAGUUCAGUGCGCCAAUGGAGGAACCAACUUCGCCGGUAGACGAUGGCCAGUCGGAGGGCGACGACGCCAUGGACGUUGCCCCGGGUGGCAAGUCGUCCGGCAAGGGACGUAGACGGAGACUACCAGGCAACCGCAAGUAUGCUAUUUGCGAUGUGUUGGUAUGGGGAGACAUGGACAUGGCCUCUACUGAAGCGGAGUUUCGAUUGUUCUGGCUGCAGUCGCGCUUUGAAGAAAUGCGUGAGAAAGCUCCACGGAGGGCGCGGCCACUGCAGCUUAUUCGAGCAUUGCCAGCUACGGCAGAUUCACUCAGAGAGCUCUACUCAGGAGAUUUCGGCUACCCUAAGGACUCUCUGAUGUUCUUGCAUCGAGAAGGUAGAUACCAGAUCUCUGAACCUGUGACCCCUGUCGCAAUGCUGUGGCGCGAUCGUCACCUCAGUCGCUUUGUAGUGGACACGCCCGAUGAGAAGGGGCAGGCGAAGAACAAGUCCCUGGUUCGCUGCGACAUCGAGGCCAUUGAUGUGGUGAAUCGAUGCUUGAAGGUAGUGCCUGUCGCCCAUGUUGGUGACAGGCAGGGCCCCGAGAUGAUCAGGCAGUGGCUCGACGUGCUGACCAACAAAGCCACAGUCUCCAGCGUGCCUGCGCCAGUGCAGUUUACAGCGCACGAGAUCGUCGGCCUGAGGGCCGAAAUUGGUUACGAAGUGCAGGCGCUGACAAAAGGUGGCUGGACAGAUUGGAGCAUGCCGGGCUUUGUCCAGAUGCCUCGGAUCGGAUAUGAGCAGGAGCAGCUUGUGAGUGAGCGAAAAGCAAAUGCUUUGUAUCGGGCAGAUUUACUGCCACAGGCAGCUUACAAGGAGUACGAGCGGUGUUGGGAUUCCGUGGAGGAGUGCCUCACAGCCGAUCGGCUGGAGCGUAUUCAACAAGUUCUGACGGCCAAGAAGGACGUUGCUCAGGAGUUCGACCUUGAGCUUUCCAGAUGGCUCGUCGAUAUGGAGGGCCCCAUCCGAGAAAGCUCUCGAAUGCUCGAGGCUGAAGCGAGGGUUCUCCUGCGAGAUCUGGUCAGCCGCAAGGCCAACUUGAACUAUCGGGAUCAAGCGACCGGCCGUGUGGCACUCACCUAUGCCUGUGAGUACGGAUGGAAGGUCAAGCCCGGCAUUAUUGAGGAGCUGUUGCAUCUCCGCGCUGACGUCGACUCGAUGAACGAUGCUCGGAACACAGCACUGGGCAUUGCCGCUUCUGGCGGUCACGAGACGAUUGUGGAGGUGCUGCUACAGCAUGGUGCUGAUGCAACCGUCGUUAGCCUGCAGGGCGAGACGGCGCUUCUACGUGCUCGCACCUUUCGAGGCAUGACAACAGCAAAGAUUCAGGGCAUCAAUAAAUGCAGGGAGCUAUUGCGGCAAAGCCGACUACCUUGGGAGAGCUUUGAGGCUGCGGUAGCCAACCUGGCCGACGACCCCCCGGCUGCUGCAAGAGCCUUCCUGGACUUGGCUUUUCCGGGCGGGCCCGGCACAAUGUUCGUUGCAGACAAGGAGGUCAAGCGAAUCUCCAAGUACGACAAGUUGCGACUCUAUGAGCAAAUCUGCGAGAUUCGCGAUGUCGAUGAUGGUGGCUGCGAGGAGGCAGAGCGUCGUGGUAGAUUCUGUGCACACAAGCUUCUGCUCCCGCAGGUGCGUGCUGCCUCAUUGCAGCAGCCACCCAAUAAAGAGUGCAACUACUUUGCCCGCUACUUGCUCCACAGCGGGAUCAUGAGGUGGUGUUUGCCAGAGGCGAAGGUGCUGGCCGCAGAGCUUCUAGCCCAUUAUGCACAGGAGCUCCAAUCGCGAAGGCUUGCCUUGAAGAAGCUGCCCAAGCUCACGCAGGAGGCUGAGCUUUUUCUGGGCAGCCGGCCCAAGUUUGCCGGGCGCUCCCUUCAUCAGUGGCACGCACACGAUGACCUGCCAUGGUUGACCCAGCAGAACGUGGUCGGAACCUUCGAGGUCCGCUUCAGCCUGUCGGUCUUGCACUUUACCAAUCAAGUGGUAAGCAUGGAGGACGGCUACUGCACGCUACCCGGCACCUUGCGCAUGUGCACGAUUCCGGACCCCAUAGAAAUACUUGUUCUAGAGUUUCGCCUGGGCCACUUCGUCGCAGCUGGCGUGGCAAUCCUGGCUUUGCGUGCGGUGUUGAGGUUCGGGUCGACAAGCGACUCCACCUCUUUCAGUCUUCCCCAGGCACAGCGCGCGGCAGCUGCCGGCAUGGUGGCCACGCUGCUGGCCUCCUCUGCGGGACCUGCUCUUGCCGAGGAAGCCAGCCUGGAGAAGGAGAUCGCGAUGCGCGACGCUGGUAUCGUUCGUCUUCAGGCAGAGAAGAAGCGCCCGAAAUUGAAACUGAACGAGGUGGAAAAGUUGGAGAAAGAGGAGCUUCAGACGGCUCGGACCACCGAGCAGUUGAAGGAGAAAAGGAUCGUGGAGGAGGAGAAGAAGGCAAAGCAACAGGCCCUGGACGUGGAGAAGCGUGAGAAGGUCCUCAUCGAAAAGCAGGAGAAGGAGGCCAAGGCCAAGAUUGACAAGGAGUACGAGGCCGAGAAGCAGAAGAUCGAGCGGGAGGAGAAGCAAGUCGUGGAUGAAGCUCGGCGUGUGGAGAAGGCGGAGAAGAAAGCCGCCCGUGACCUUGAGAAGCAAGCCCUGUCCAAGUCCAAGUCGGACAGCGCCCGCCUUGCCGCAGAGGAGCAGAGCGAGACGGCCUUCAAUGCUGCGACGGAGAAGGCCGAGGCUGCGAUCUUGGCGGCCGAGCAGAAGUCGGAGGAGGCCCUGAAGAUGGCUUUGGAGAAGGCAGAGAAGGCUCGUGUGGAGGUUGUGGAGCGCUCCGAGCUUCUUGAGAAGGCAGCAGCCGAACGCUCCGAGGCGGCCAUCGACCAGGCAACGGAACUCGCUGAGAAGGCAGAGAAGGAUGCUGUCCAAGAGGAGGAGAAAGUGGAGCAGGAGGUCGUGGAAGCCGUGGAUGCCAUUGAGAAGGAGGAGCUCAUAGAGGAGAAUGCCAUGCUUGAAAUGGCCAAGAACGGACUGUCCAGUGCCUGGUCGGUUGUUGCUCCCAUUAUCAUCCCUGGUGUCUUCAUGGCUUUGUAUGCCGUCAUUGCCAGUUUCUUCGCUCCGGACCCAGAGCCUUGCCUCGGCACGGAGAGUGACCCUGUCAGAAAGGUCAUGGGUCGUGCAGCCCGCCCCAAGAAGGCCAAGGCUACCCUUGAUCCCUGGGCUGUGGGCACUGCAAGUGCCGCAGGAGCCGUCUUGGCGAUGAUGUCCUCCGCGUCCUCCACCAUGGGCUUUGUGUCACCUGCAACGCCAAGCCUUCGAAGCUCCCUGAGCCCUCAGCCUACCCAGUUAGGCUUGAAGGCGGUGCAAACUGGGAUGAGGUCCUCUGCCCAGGGUGGCAGUGCACUCUCAACACACGGAGCCCUGGCAGUCGGGGCAGCAUUGGGUGUUGCAGGAGGCAUCCACCAACGGCUGCGCAAGAUCCGGCUCCAGGCACAGGCCAAACCUUCCGAGAUCUCUGGAGCCAACCCGCUCCGUGUUAUCGUUGCUGGUGGAGGUGUUGGUGGUCUGCUCUUGGGAAAAGCACUCAGCAAGGAGCCAACCAUCAAGGUGACAGUCCUGGAGCAAGCAAGCGCUUUCCAGCGAUUCGGUGGCCCCAUCCAGCUCGCCUCUAAUGCCUUGUCCGUCAUCCGUGACGUCGAUGAGGACAUGUUUGGCGAGCUGAUGAAGAGGUUCACCUUCACUGGAUACCGGAAGAAUGGUCUGGUGGAUGCUUUGCGCAGCGAGUGGUAUUGCACCUUUGAUGCAAUGAAGGAUUCCGCUGAGAUGUUCGACCUGCCCUACACUGGUGUGGUGGACCGACCGGACCUUCAGGAGAUCAUGCUUCAAGCUCUGCCUGAGGGUGUUCUCGUCAAUGCAACGAAGGUGGUUGGCUAUGAGAAGCUCCCCAACUACGGUGGCGUGAAUGUGAAAACGGAGGAUGGCACUGUGCACAAGGCUGACGUCCUGAUCGGCGCUGAUGGCAUUUGGUCCGCAACGCGUGCCCAGAUGUGGAACGAAAGCCAAAAGGGCCCCGGGUCUGGAUGCACUUACAGCGGAUACAUUGUCUUCGCUGGUGAGACCAUUUACAAGCCAGAUGACUACUUUGACGUUGGCUACAAAGUGUACAUGGGCCCCAAGCGGUACUUCGUGACCUCGGACGUGGGUCGUGGUCGCAUCCAGUGGUACGCUUUCGUGGCAGUUGGGGAAGGCGAGGAGGUGCCCUCAGACGGUCUGGAAAAGAAAGAGUACGUCAAGGCAGCUUUCCAGGGCUGGUCUCCACAGAUCGCCGACCUCCUCGAUGCAACCCCUGUAAACAGCUUGGAGGAUCGAUCCCUCUAUGAUCGCCCCCCAAGCGUGUUGAAGUCCUGGGCUGACGGCCCCGUGGCUUUGCUGGGCGAUGCCUGCCACGCCAUGAUGCCGAACCUUGGCCAGGGUGGUGGUCAGGCUAUGGAGGAUGCUCACUGCAUCUGUGAGAAGCUGAAGGGCCUCACCGAUCGCAGCCAGGUGCCAGAUGCCUUGCAGGACUACUACCGGAGUCGCAUCGUCCGGGCCAGUGCUGUUCAGGGUUUGUCUCGGAUUGCUUCUGACAUUUUGUUGGGCACCUUUACCUUCCCUUGGAAGGCAUCCGAGGGCUUGUCAGCUCCCUAUGGCAAAGGCAGGGGCGACUUCACCUACGAGAGCGUCGUUGUGAACUAUCUCAGGUACAUUCUGCCGGCAGCUUUCACGGGCCAAUUCACGUUCCUCUACUCCUUCCACCCCUUCAAGUGGACCAAAGACGAGGUCACGAAGCUCGUCAAAGAAGUAAUGGACCGCCAUGAAAGGGACGCAAGCACGGCUUGGCAGAAGCGCGAGGAAGCCGUGGAGAAGGGCGAGGUCGCGAAGUUUGAGGAAGAGUGCAGGCAGGAGUCCUUCUUCCAGCCCGCUGCCCUGAAUCAGCCUCAAGAGGAAUCAACCCGUUCCUUGUUCCUCAUCUCCUCUCCCUUUCUCGCCCUUUAUCUGCUGCGUUGGCUUGUUCGCCUGAUGCGUGGACUGGGUGCAGACGAUGCCUGCCGGAAGAAGCGUGCGGCAUUCACCGGUUCUCUUGAACAGGCGCAACGUGCCGCCCGAAUCUUCCACGCCAUUGCAGCGGACCUCGCGCGACGUGUUGGUGGCCAGGUGGAGUACAGGGAUGCGCCCAACAAGCAGCCAUCCCGGGUCGUGAAGAAGCAGCGGCUCGGCUGA